Molecule: messenger RNA, 1479 nt
Organism: Saccostrea cuccullata (small rock oyster)
Lineage: Eukaryota; Metazoa; Mollusca; Bivalvia; Ostreida; Ostreidae
Exons: 8
Coding region: 405-1226 (273 amino acids)
Source: RefSeq, a predicted model, not a curated record
CCAUAUAAUUUUGAAGCGAUAUGAGCAAAAAUAAAUCGAUAAAAAUAACCUAUUGCAGAUUUAUUAAGAACAGGUGCAUGUGGUGGAUUUUGAUCCGCUCCCGUUUAAAACAAAAAUGGCGUCGUACAGCAGACGCUUCAUACUCGUCGUAAUUUUCGUUAAAUAAUGCAAGUAGAAAAAUUACCAUGGAUAAUUUCGUUUAGUAUCAUUGCAUGCAGGAGAAUAUUCAUUUGAUUUGCACCAAAACAUGACUGAUUCUGUCAGGAAAAUGGAAAGCUAGCUGAAAAUUCUAUGGCAUGUCCUGUCGCACGACUGCUUUUUUGUGCGUUUUCAAAGACUUGAUAUAUCAAUGAUUACUCUUGGUUCUAACUACACAGUUGAACAGAGUACCUGUGAAUGUGUAAAUGGGAUGGACAAAUGUCACCAUAAAGCCAGCAUUCUUCUCUAUGGGUACAAAAAUGUCAGCAAAACUGAUGUACGCCAGAGUUGGAUUACGCAUCCAGAGUGCGCCACCUCGUCAAACUAAGACGAUGGAAGAACUUUUUCCUGCACCUGACAGGUUUAUAAAUUACAGCAAUGCAUUGGAUACUAUCCCCGAGCCGCCUGUGCCCACACUUGCAGUGCCUCUAGUUGAAGACCUCAUCUCUAGCCAGGAAUUUAUUUCUGCAGAGAAUCCAAUCGCUUGGAUGAAGCAAAAAUUAAUGAUAAAUGAGCAAGAAAUCCAACAGAUUGCCUGUCUUACCACUGGUCAAAAGGAAAAUUGCAUGUGGUCAUCUGUUAGGAAGAAUAGAUUAACAGCUUCAAACUUUGGUUGUGUUUUGGCAGCGAUCAAGAGAAAUAGAUAUCCUGUCUCCUUAUACAAAAGAUUAUGCUCAGCUUAUGAUCUGUCAAAGAAGGAUGCCAUUAUUUGGGGGACGUGCGAUGAAAAAGUCGCAAUUGAAAAGUAUAGAACUUUUGGGGAUGCAGUUGUAGAGCCAACAGGUAUCUGGCUACACUGUAAUGGGGUUCUUGGGUCAAGCCCCGAUGGACUCAUUCGUCGUCCUGCUGCAUUCGGAUUCAGCUAUCAGAAUCCAGGACUCGCUGACACAUUAGAGAUGUCAAACGUUAAGCCAGAAAUACUGGAGGUGAAAUGCCCCUUUUCAGCAAAGAAUAUGACAAUUCCAGAAGCUAUUGAAAAAGUACACGAUUUCUGCCUAGGUAAUAAUAGUGUAGGUUCAGGAUUUUAAUGGAGUCAAGUCCUUCAAGCUAUGAGAGAACCACCAAUACUAUGAUCAAGUGCAAGGACAGCUUCAUAUAAUUGGGAAAUCCUUGUGUGAUUUUAUGGUCUGGACACCAAAAGACUGUGCGAUUGUGAGAAUUAACAAAGACAUCAAUUGGGAGAUCAACAUAUCUGUUUUGACAGACUUUUAUUUCUGUAAAUUUCUCCCGUAUUUACAACAGCUAUAAGAUAUAACAUUAAACAUGGUGAAAACAUUUUAA